Messenger RNA from Aspergillus versicolor CBS 583.65, 1199 nucleotides. RefSeq lists its product as uncharacterized. Gene Ontology annotation, molecular function: peptidyl-prolyl cis-trans isomerase activity. Bases 88 to 735 code for a protein of 215 amino acids. NCBI's taxonomy places the organism in Eukaryota, Fungi, Ascomycota, Eurotiomycetes, Eurotiales, Aspergillaceae. Gene Ontology annotation, biological process: protein folding; protein peptidyl-prolyl isomerization. The transcript has 6 exons. Gene Ontology annotation, cellular component: endoplasmic reticulum; fungal-type vacuole. The record is from RefSeq and is a predicted model, not a curated record.
CGCAAGCUGUCCUUCACCACUCGAGUUCUUGGUCUCCGACUUCCCCCUCAAUUUAUCUCCUCGAACAGUUGGGAAAUUGUGUAAACAAUGGCGAAUUUCAAGAACCUUUUCUUAUCUUUCUUCUUGGUCGUGGCCCUUGGCCUGGCUCUCGUCCACGCCAGUGAGCCUCGUGGACCUAAGAUUACCAGCAAGGUCUAUCUCGAUAUUGAGCAUGGCGAUGAGAAAUUGGGCCGAGUCGUGCUUGGACUGUACGGCAAGACCGUCCCCGAGACAGCAGAGAACUUCCGUGCCCUCGCUACUGGUGAGAAGGGGUUCGGAUAUGAAGGGUCCACCUUCCACCGUGUGAUUCCGCAGUUCAUGAUUCAGGGUGGUGACUUUACCAAGGGUGAUGGCACCGGAGGAAAGUCUAUUUACGGUGCGAAGUUCAAGGAUGAGAACUUCAAGCUGAGACAUACUAAGAAGGGAAUCCUGAGCAUGGCCAACGCCGGCAAGGACACCAACGGCUCCCAGUUCUUUAUCACCACCGCCAUUACUUCUUGGCUCGAUGGCAAGCACGUCGUUUUCGGUGAGGUUCUAGAGGGCUAUGACAUCGUCGAGAAGGUUGAGAGCGUCCCGACGCGCGCUGGCAACAAGCCCACAAAGGACGUCAAGAUUGUUAAGAGCGGCGAGCUUGAGCUCGAGGCCGAUGCCAGCGCGGAGGAGGAUGAUAGCAAAGGUAGCCACAAAGAGCUAUAGAGCAGUUCCCGGCUCCGUACCCGCCAUAUCAAAAAAGCCCCGAUGCUGAUGGGUUGUGUGAUCGAAAGCUAUGCCGAGCAGCAAACCGUCUGAACCCUAUGGACCGUCCCAAGCAACUGAUGCGACGGCCACUUCCGACCACACUUCCAUGUUUCCUAGAGUCGCAAUGCUCGUCGUUGUUAUUGGUGUGGUUGUGCUUUUAGUGAAGAACAAGAGUAAGUUUAAUGGCGCUUACAAAAAGGAAGAGGAAAAGAACAUUGUCUAGAAUAGAUGGAUUGUUCAUAAAUUCGUACGCUCUCUACAAUAUUCAUGAAGUACCCUAUUUCCGAGUACUAUCAUCUCCAAAUACAUAGUUUACCAAGCCUCGUACUUCGCCCAGGGCUCAAGUCGGAUCGCAGCCUCGAUGCCCGAGUGGCAAUAUCGGUCACAUGACAGGCGGUGGCAAGUUUAGGUUAAGAGCGCAU